GGUUGAGAAGCGUCACUUGCCGACGGCAGCUGGGCCGAGAAGCAUCCAUCCAAACACCUAUUCCGAAGCUCGAGAACAAUUCUGAGCAGAGAGGAGCGCGUCUGCAUCCCUACUGUGAGGACACCUGAGAGCAUUCCAAGCGAGGGGAGGGGAAGCAACAUUUUCUAGGAUGGAAAUCUGCUCCGACAACUUGUUCUCCAUGAACUGCAGGACAAUGCACUGCCAGUGGAUGUCACAGGCAAUGGGAGCGGCCGCGGAGAAAAGCGGCCAUCCGGCGUACCAGCCGUUGCACGAACUUAGAAUUCCUGUCGUGGACCACGCGUCUUCGUCACCACCGGCCGCCAGGAGUUUCCCGUCCGUUGAGGACGAGGAAGCGCGCCACGGUCCCCUGAAUGACUUCACUGGAGGAGCCUCACCUGCCAACAGUGAAAUCCGCGCCACCUUCUCCAUAUUCCGCGAGACAGUACCAACAAACGAAGCCAGCCUCUCAGUGCGUUCACCUUGCAAAAUGCCAGUGGACACAAGCUCAGAUAACAUCGUUCCACAAGAGGACCUCUCCUUUCAGAACACAAUAGAUCAUAAGAGGGAGCCACCUUCCAGUCUCUAUGGAGGACAUGUUAGCCAUCAGUUUUUCGGACUUUCUGUGCAGCCACGCCCACUGUCUAAGACCAUGGCCGGCGACGUUUCAGAUAUUUCUCCAGAAUGCGAGAAGCCAACUGAGCCGCCUAUGCCUAAAGGCAACAAUGAUGUCCUCAGAGACACAGACUCGGACUCAGAACUUGACGAUUCUGACGACGGCGAUGGUGACGGCGGCGGCACCCCUGUGCAGCCAUCCAACCAGGAACGGCCAGGCUCACCCAUCCGACGUCCAACCUAUACUCAUCUGUCGGACGUUUCUAAUGAUUCAGUAGAUGAUGCAGGUGGAAAAAAACAACCAGCAGCUUCAUACCCUAAUCCCAAGACGUGGAAACCGAUCGGGACUGCACAUGGACAACCCUUACCUAAUUUCAGCUAUUUUUUUGCAAAUCAUCCCCGCCAUACAAAUGACACGCCCAGUACCGUUUCUACUGCAGUACUUGAAGAGUACGUUUUCAAGGUAUUGACCCAGACACUGCCGAAAACCAAGUUAUCGAAACUCUUGUCGAGAUUGCAAGCUCGACUGAACGACAAUACUCCAAAUAUUAAAUCGGGAAAGGCUUUCGUCCGUGAGCUUCACAGCUCCAACGGCGCACAGCCAUCUGUCUCUCAAAAGUUCGGAAACAUCAGUGAAGACAGAGGCCAAUCCGUGACCAGAGAAGUAACUCGCGAUGAACAGCACCUCAGAAGUCUCAACGACGAACAUGAAAUCGUAGAUCAUUCUCAUGAUGACGAGGAGAACGCGGCAGGAUCACAGGAGGAAAAGCACCAGGCACCUGAGCAAUCGUCACCGCCUGAGGAGCAACAGUUCCAGCAGAAUGCCAUCAUCCAGCUACACGUCGACCAGAUGCAGCCUGGAAAGCCUCGAGCGAUGUAUUCGCUACCAGAAAAGCCUCCGGCAAUGGGCGCUGAGGCUUGCACACCUGCUGUGCACAAUUCUCCCAAGCCGGCAGAGGAAUUAGUGUUACCAACUCAUUUCAAUGAAGUAGGUGUGCAGUCAGCUGCAUUAUCAGAAGAGGCAGUCGUACAACUCCCACCACAGUCUCCCAUGGAGCUCUGUUCACCUCAACCAUUCUCCCAUGUCCAGCACAGCAACACAGAAGAAUCAGCUGAAAAUGGAUCAGGGCCUGUGGUACCAUCAGCGGAGCUAGUCUCAGGACUCCCUGCACAGCUGUCAUCUUCCUCACAUGAUCAUCCCAUGGAGCCGAUUUUUGUGACUGAACCAUCUGCGUUGUUCCCGGAACCUGUACCACAACACUCACCCCUAUUGGAAUCAGAGUCCAUGCCGGGGACAUCCCGAAGCGUGGUAGCGUUCUUCUCCCGCCAGGCCCCUGCACAGCAGGAUGUGGGUGAAGAACAUGUCAGGGCCUUCGAGAGGAAGAGCAGAGAACCAUGGGACCACAAAGGUCUUCUCCGUUUUAUUGCUCUCAAUGCUUUUACCUUGCCUCAUCACGUGUGGAUUGAACGUGAAGAGGGGCAGCCAAGGCGGAGUAUGCGCAUUGCCAUGAAGAAACAAGUCAAAACAUGUGCCCUACGUGAGAGACUGUCUUGAAAUUCAGCAUCAGAUCAGAGAAGUGGCUGAUGCUGAACUAGCAUUGGCGCAGAAAUCGCCAGUCAUAUCUUUGUCUGUAGCGUAUUACCGAGAUAAUAUGUGUGUUUUGAUAUCAAAUAAUGCCAAAGAAUGUAAACAUGUGUUCAGAUAGCUGAUGUAUUUACACUUAACGUUUCUAAUUUAGUGGUAGACAGGUAAAUGUGUAAUAGCCACAAUAUAUGGGAUGAUCUGUGUGAAUUAAUUUUGUCACUGUUGGUUUCUAGAUUUAUACUGUAGCAGUUGCAGUUGUUUUCUCAGCUGCUAAUUUGGAAAAAAGGAAGAAGACUUAAACGUAUCACGCUUUUCAUAAUGUAAUA
Schistocerca americana (American grasshopper) is the source of this 2544-nucleotide messenger RNA. RefSeq lists its product as uncharacterized. NCBI's taxonomy places the organism in Eukaryota, Metazoa, Arthropoda, Insecta, Orthoptera, Acrididae. Bases 170 to 2188 code for a protein of 672 amino acids. The record is from RefSeq and is a predicted model, not a curated record. The transcript is spliced from 2 exons.